Physella acuta is the source of this 714-nucleotide messenger RNA. RefSeq names its product salivary glue protein Sgs-3-like. The record is from RefSeq and is a predicted model, not a curated record. Lineage: Eukaryota; Metazoa; Mollusca; Gastropoda; Physidae.
AUGUAUUCCACUACAACCAGGCGACCAUACUACCCCAGCCUGUACACUGGUGGGACACGAAUGUAUUCCACUACAACCAGGCGACCAUACUACCCCAGCCUGUACACUGGUGGGACACGAAUGUAUUCCACUACAACCAGGCGACCAUACUACCCCAGCCUGUACACUGGUGGGACACGAAUGUAUUCCACUACAACCAGGCGACCAUACUACCCCAGCCUGUACACUGGUGGGACACGAAUGUAUUCCACUACAACCAGGCGACCAUACUACCCCAGCCUGUACACUGGUGGGACACGAAUGUAUUCCACUACAACCAGGCGACCAUACUACCCCAGCCUGUACACUGGUGGGACACGAAUGUAUUCCACUACAACCAGGCGACCAUACUACCCCAGCCUGUACACUGGUGGGACACGAAUGUAUUCCACUACAACCAGGCGACCAUACUACGCCAGCCUGUACACUGGUGGGACACGAAUGUAUUCCACUACAACCAGGCGACCAUACUACGCCAGCCUGUACACUGGUGGGACACGAAUGUAUUCCACUACAACCAGGCGACCAUACUACGCCAGCCUGUACACUGGUGGGACACGAAUGUAUUCCACUACAACCAGGCGACCAUACUACCCCAGCCUGUACACUGGUGGGACACGAAUGUAUUCCACUACAACCAGGCGACCAUACUACCCCAGCCUGUACACAGCGUGA